CAUUCUCAAAAAAAUCUUUCACGUCCUAGGAGAAAGAGCAAAAUAAGUUUUUUUUUUUAUUUAUUUAUAAAAAACCAUAAAAAUAUCACCUUGAAUUGCUCUCUCCCUCUCUCUCUCUCUCUCUCUCUCUCUCUCCCCCUCCAACCCUAUAGGCUACAGCAAGAAAAUAGAAUGGAUUCUUCAAUUAAUGUUCCUCGAUGGACACCAAACCCAAGUCCAUCAAAAUCAUUACUAAAAGAGGCCGAGACAAGUGCAAGAUUUGAUGAUGAUAUAGAGAUGCAAAGCAUAGCUUCUGGAGAAGAAGAUGGCAGGUCGACAUGUACCACAGACAAAAUGUUAUUCCCAUUUAGCAUUGCUCAUGGCUUCGCUAUUUCUAGUGCUCCCCACGUAGAGAUUCAUGAAGCAUCAUCUCUAAACUCCCAUGUUACACAAACGUUGGCGAUAGAACAAGAAAAUUACUUUGCAUUCAAGGAAGUUGAUUUUGUGUCAAAUAGAGAUCUAGGUCUUUUCUUGACAUGGAAGGAGCUGUUGGUUACAGUGCCUGAUGGAAAAAGUGGCCGCCGGCCGAUACUUGAGGGGCUUACUGGGUACGCUGAACCGGGAAAGAUGCUGGCUAUCAUGGGUCCUUCUGGCUGCGGCAAAUCAACUCUUUUGGAUUCUUUGGCAGGAAGGUUAAGUUCAAAUACGCGGCAAACUGGGGAGAUCUUGAUAAACGGACGAAAAGAAACGCUUGCUUUUGGAACAUCGGCCUAUGUGACUCAGGAUGACACCUUAAUGACAACACUGACAGUAAGGGAAGCUGUUUACUACUCAGCACAACUCCAACUGCCUGAUUUAAUGUCAAGAUCAGAGAAGAAAGAAAGAGCUGAGAUGACUAUAAGGGAGAUGGGGUUGCAAGACUCCAUAGACACAAGAAUAGGAGGGUGGAGCAUAAAAGGCCUUAGUGGUGGACAAAAGAGAAGGGUUAGCAUUUGUAUUGAAAUAUUGACGCGCCCAAAGCUUCUUUUCCUUAACGAGCCAACUAGCGGGCUAGACAGUGCAGCAUCUUUCCAUGUCAUGAGCAGAAUCGUUAAGCUAGCUCGUCAAGAUGGAAGGACUGUUAUUGCAUCAAUCCAUCAACCGAGCAGUGAAGUUUUUGAGCUCUUCAGCAAUCUUUGCCUCCUUUCUACAGGCAUGACAGUCUAUUUUGGUCCUGUUUCAAUGGCAGAGGAGUUGUUUGCUUCAAAUGGCUUCCCAUGCCCAACUCUGAGAAACCCAUCUGAUCACUACCUUAGAAUUAUCAACAAGGACUUUGAUGCAGUAAGAAUAUAGAUUUUUCUCAUUACCAUCCCUCUACUAUUUGAUAUAAUCAUCAUGGAUGACAAAUUGUGAACCAUUCGUUAUCAAAACUGGGACAUUGGGCAACCUGGUGGCAUGAUAAGGACUGAGGAAGUCAUUAAUAUUCUCGUCAAGUCAUACAAGUCAUCUGGGACUUUCCAGAAAGUUCAACAAUUGGUAUCUAAGAUAUACCAACAGAAAGGAGGAACUUUGGAGAGGAAGGGAAGCCACGCAAAUUUCAUAACCCAGUGCCUAGUUCUAACAAGGAGAUCCUUUGUGAACAUGUAUCGUGAUUUAGGCUAUUAUUGGCUUCGUCUUGCAAUCUAUAUUGCAUUGUGUUUAUGUGUCGGGACUAUCUUCUAUGAUGUUGGAUUCACCUUUGGCUCCAUUUAGGCAAGAGGUUCAAUGCUGAUGUUUGUUGCGGCUUUUCUGACUUUUAUGGCAAUUGGUGGAUUUCCUUCUUUUCUUAAGGAUAUGAAGAUCUUUGGGCGUGAAAGAUUGAAUGGGCACUAUGGAGUUGGCGCAUAUGUGAUUGGAAACACGUUGUCUUCCAUUCCUUACUUGCUUAUCAUCUCAUUAAUUCCUGGAGCAAUAGCUUAUUUCCUUGUUGGCCUUCAAAAGAGUUUUGAACACUUUGUCUACUUUGCAUUGGUCCUCUUUGUGUGCAUGAUGUUGGUUGAAAGCCUAAUGAUGAUCGUUGCGAGUAUAGUGCCAGAUUUCCUCAUGGGUAUCAUUACUGGAGCUGGAAUACAAGGUGUGAUGAUGCUAAAUGGAGGUUUCUUUCGACUACCAAAUGAUCUUCCUAAACCUUUUUGGAGAUACCCAAUGUACUAUAUUGCAUUCCAUAAGUAUGCCAACCAAGGAUUCUACAAGAAUGAGUUUGAAGGAUUAACAUUUCCUAAUAACCAAGUCGGUGGUUCACCUUCCAUUACUGGUGAAGAAAUCUUGCGAAAUACUUGGCAGGUAGAAAUGGGCUACUCCAAGUGGAUUGAUCUUGCUAUCUUGUUGGGGAUGGUGGUUUUAUAUCGGCUUAUGUUUUUGGGCAUUGUAAAGAUUGUCGAAAAGGUUAAGCCGGUUGUUAAAGCUCUUUGAUUUGGACCUUCCAAGCAUUCGAAACAGAUCGCAAAGAACACUUAGCUAAUAUUCAAUCCUUCACUUCAGGGGUAGAACCGAGAAUUGCUAUUUGGGGGCCAAGCUUAAACUAUUUAUUUGCAAUUAUUCAUGAACAACUCUCAGUAGAA
Messenger RNA from Quercus robur (English oak), 2558 nucleotides. RefSeq names its product ABC transporter G family member 1-like. The record is from RefSeq and is a predicted model, not a curated record. Lineage: Eukaryota; Viridiplantae; Streptophyta; Magnoliopsida; Fagales; Fagaceae. The transcript has 7 exons. Gene Ontology annotation, molecular function: ATP hydrolysis activity; ATP binding; ABC-type transporter activity. The coding region runs from base 172 to 1311 and encodes 379 amino acids.